CUUAUAUAUAAUUAACCCUAACAAUAAUUUCAAAUCCCCACUUCAUAAAUCGAAGAAUUAUUACUUUUUUCUACCCGAAUUCAAUUACUCAGAGAGAGAUAUGGCAAUGGUGGCAGUAAAAAAAAUGAUAGCCAUAUGUCAAUACGGCGGAGAGUUUGACACGAAUGCAGACGGGUCAAUGUCGUAUAGCGGUGGAGAGGCUUAUGCUGUUGACCUUGAUGAUAAUAUGCAGUUAAGUGGUUUUAAGCAAGAGAUUGCAGAAACUAUUGAUUCGACUGUUGAUGGGAUGUUAGUGAAGUAUUUUCUGCCUGGAAAUACGAAGAAUCUUAUUACUGUGUCUAAAGAUAAAGACUUUCAGAGAAUGGUAAAUUACUAUAAAGAAUGUGAUCAAUUGGAGGUGUUUAUAAUGAAAGACGUUCCGCCUGCUAAAACACCUCCCAUGAAGAAGCAGCCUCCUCGUAGACCGCAGAAGAAACCAGCUGAACCAGAAGCGGCGGUUGCAAUUCUGCCGCCUACUGACCUUGAUUCAACUGAUAUGCUCCCUCUUAAUGAAAUCAUUGACAUUGAAACAAACAACGAGAUCGCUCCAAUUGCUUCCGCAAAUCCCAUCUAUCCUUACCCUACACCUAUCACUUGUAAUGAACCACCCAUAGCUGCAAAAAAGUGGGAGAAUCUUAUAACGGGAGUAGGCCAAAGAUUCCGUUCACUAGCUGAAUUCCGAGAGGCCUUAAGGCAUUAUUCAAUUGCUCACGGGUUCAAUUAUGUGUACAAAAAGAAUGAAAAUCAACGGGUAACUGUGAAAUGCAAAUCAGAAGGAUGUCCUUGGCGUAUCCAUGCAUCAAAGUUAUCUACCACCCAAUUAGUUUGUAUUAAAACAAUGAGGCCAACUCAUACCUGUCAAGGUGGUUCAAUAAAACCUGCAUUUCGAGCUACUAGAAGUUUCAUUGGGAGCUUAAUUAAAGAAACAGUCAAAGAUUUUCCAAAGAUUAAGCCAAAAGACAUUGCUAAUGUUCUUAAACGUGAUUAUGGAAUCGAGCUCAAUUAUUCACAAGCAAGACGCGCUAAAGAAUACGCAAGGGAACAGCUUUUAGGAUCUUAUAAAGAUGCAUACAGGGAACUACCAUCCUUUUGUGAAAAAAUAAAGGAGACAAAUCCUGGGAGUAUUGUUACAUUUAGUACCAAGGAGGAUUCAAGUUUUCAUCGGUUUUUUAUUUCUUUUCAUGCCUCGUUGUUGGGUUUUAUUCAAGGUUGCCGGCCUCUUCUUUUUCUUGAUAGCACACCAAUAAAUUCAACAUACCAAGGAAUAUUGUUGACUGCUACUUCAGCAGAUGGUAAUGAUGGUGUGUUCCCAGUAGCGUUUGCUGUUGUUGAUGAAGAAACUGAUGAUAACUGGCGGUGGUUUCUAAGUGAGCUAAAAAAUGCUGUGUCGGGACACACUCAAAUUACAGUUGUGGCAGAUUUUCAAAAGGGUUUAAAGGAAUCUUUACUUGAAAUAUUUGGUAACGAGUGUUGUCAUGCAUAUUGUUUAGGUUAUUUAGCCGAAAAGUUCAAUAAAGAUUUAGCAGGGCAUUUUUCACAUGAUGCUAGACGACUCAUGGUUGAAGAUCUUUAUGCUGCUGCUUAUGCAACAACACAAGAGGGGUUUUGGAAGUAUGCUGAAGAUAUUAAAACCAUUUCACCUGAAGCCUACAAUUGGAUUGUAGAUGCUGAGCCUAAGCAUUGGGCUAAUGUUUUUUUUGAAGGUUUAAGGUACAAUCAUAUGACAUCUGAUUUUGGUCUUCCCUUUUACGUGUGGGUAUCAGAAGCAAGCGAGUUGCCAAUAACUGAAAUGAUUCAUGGUUUGAGGAAGAAAAUGAUGGAGUUGAUGUACACACGUAAAACGGAAUCAAGUCAAUGGUUGACUCGGUUAACACCAUCUAUGGAGGAAAAAUUAAAGAACGAAACUUUUAAAGCGCACUCAGUUCAAGUGUUACGGUCAGAGGGAAGCAAAUCUGAGGUUCGAUUUGGUGAACGUAUUGAUACUGUUGAUAUUGAUAAUUGGGAUUGCACCUGUAAAGAAUGGUUACUUACGGGAUUGCCAUGUUUUCAUGCUAUUGCGGUUUUGGAAUCCUAUGGUAGAAGCGCAUAUGAUAUUUGUGCUGCAUAUUUUCAUACCGAUUACUACCGAUUGGCUUAUGCGGCUCCUAUAAAUCCUGUUUCUGAUGUUGAAGGAUUAAUGGAUACUGAACUUGAUGAUGGUUCAAUUGUUAUUACACCUCCACCCACUAUUAGUACACCUGACAGGACAAAGAUACAGAAAGUUGCAUUUGGUAGGAUUGGACCAGCUGACUUUCUUAAACGUCAACUCCAGUGUGGGAAAUGUAAAGGGCUGGGUCACAAUAAGAGAUCAUGCAAAGAACCAUGAAUAGUUUGCAACAACUUCUCGAAGGUGAUAGAUAGCAUGGUGACAGGGUGAUUGAAAACAAUAAAUUUUGGGUUGACUUUGUUUGGAUUCUUAGCAGAGCUGUCAUGCACUCGUUUUAGCUCACAGUCGGCUGGGAGAUUAAAAAUUGCAUUGUGCCAGUCAGAAUAUACAGCAGUUUUUUUUUUUUUUUUUGCCUUCCAAUUUUCCUGCUAAUUAAAUGUAAAUGUCAAUAGUAAUUCCAUUAGCAGAUCACUUUUUCUUUUCGAGGUAAAGUUUUUUGGCGUAGACUAUAGAUCAGCUUAGUUUUGGUUAUCUCCUAGCCUGUGAAAGUGUGAAGGAGUUAGCUGAUAAGAACUUUUAGAAAUAGCUUUGCGCUCUUGGUGGUCUAGAUACAUUUUUUACAACUUCACAGGGUGUUUCCUCAUUCUUGAAAUUCUUUAAUAAAUAAAACAAAAAUCUUAUUGGUUUUUUA
Messenger RNA from Erigeron canadensis, 2876 nucleotides. RefSeq lists its product as uncharacterized. Gene Ontology annotation, molecular function: zinc ion binding; protein binding. The record is from RefSeq and is a predicted model, not a curated record. Bases 101 to 2404 code for a protein of 767 amino acids. The transcript has 4 exons. Lineage: Eukaryota; Viridiplantae; Streptophyta; Magnoliopsida; Asterales; Asteraceae.